AUGGCAGUCGACAUGAACAUCAAAGAACUUUUGGUCACAGGGGAUUUUGAUCUAUUGCUACACCAAGUCCAAGGGGAAUGGUCCACCAAAAAUGUCAAAAUCCUUCCAUACUUGCACUUCGUGAAAGAGCUAUGCAAGAAGUUCACGAAGACUGAGUUUAAACAUGUCCCCAAGAUUCAGAACGAGAGGUUCCUUACAACCAAAGAGUACCCGAAAAAUGCUAUUAAUAGUCAAAAGCGAGCCCUCAAGAUAUUGGCGAAUCACUUUUUCCUUAACAGGGAAGUCCUAUAUAGGAGGACCCCAGACAUGGGUUUGUUGAGAUGUGUAGAUGCCGCCAAAGCAACUAGGUUAUUGGAAGAAAUACAUGCAGGAACAUGUGGACCUCACAUGAAUGGGUUUACAUUGGCCAAGAAAAUCUUGAGAGCUGGAUACCUUUGGAUGACUAUGGAAAGUGACAGUAUCCGCUACCUACGGAAGUGUCACCACUGCCAGAUUCACGGGAUUUCAUCGGGGUUCUGCCAAAUGAGUUGGAUGUGA
Molecule: messenger RNA, 537 nt
Organism: Nicotiana tabacum (common tobacco)
Lineage: Eukaryota; Viridiplantae; Streptophyta; Magnoliopsida; Solanales; Solanaceae
Source: RefSeq, a predicted model, not a curated record